AUGCGGAAAGUUCACAGAUCAAUUAAUAUGCUGCCAUUCAUUUGGAUACUCAUCGUGCUAGAUCUAUUGGUCAAUGUUUCAGCGCAAACAACCUGCAACGGUGGUCUGGGUAGAGUGGUUUAUGAGAGACUUCCGGAUCAGCAGCUUCAGGGUUUUGACGAUGAUGUGGUGCGAGACUCGGCGCCUCCAUUUAGGGUCUUGGAGAAGUGUCAAGAGCUCUGUCUGCGCGACAGAACGGCGACGAACAAUCUGGUCCGCGCAUGUACGAGCUUCGACUUCCAACCUGGCAGCAGAAUCGCGUCCUUCAGCGGCGCCGCCGAGUACGAAGAGAGUACUUGCUAUUUAACGAGAGAACAGGCGCAGCCGGAGGGCAUCGGAAAUCUUAUGCUCGUACCAAAUAGCGUGCACUUCACCGAAGUGUGCCUAACAUCCGACAGAAUAGAGAGAGAAUGUCCAAAUCGUCGUUAUGUGUUCGAGAGGCAUCCGAGAAAGAAGCUGAAGCUACCCUUGACAGACAUCAAAGAAGUCAGUGCCGCUAACAGAACCGACUGCGAAGAUAGAUGUCUCAACGAAUUCAGUUUCGUCUGUCGAUCAGCAACAUAUGACACUGCCCUGAGAAGCUGUUCUCUCAGUCGUUUCACUAGGAGAACUCAUCCUGAAUUACUGGAGGAUGAUCCGAAUUCUGAUUAUUUGGAAAAUACUUGCCUUAACACCGAGAGACGAUGCGACGGACUCACAGUGUUCGUCAAGGAAGAAAACAAACGUUUGCGCGGCCCAUUUGAAGUGGAUAUAUAUACAAAUCUUACUUUGGAAGAAUGUCAGGCGCUAUGUCCUAGAGCGGAAAAAUAUUUUUGUCGCAGCAUCGAAUUUGACGAACAAACGCGGCAGUGCGUCAUAUCCGAAGAGGAUUCUGUUUCACAAAAGGACGAUAUUGGAGUUAGCAGCAGCCCAAGUCAUCACUUUUACGAUUUGGUGUGCUUAGAUAAUCAUCCGUCCGUAGCGCGCGGUUCCGAAUACCCGGACAGCAGUUCAUCGUCACACCUCUUCUCCGAUGGUCGUCGUCCAGAUACGGCUUUCCAGCGUUAUCGGAACUCGCGUUUGAGUGGCGAGUUUCAUUCGGAGAUUACCGGACGCAGCCUCAGUGAGUGUCUGGACGAAUGCCUCCGGCAGACGAGCUUCCAAUGCCGUAGCGCCGUUUAUUCUGAGCAUUAUCACACCUGCCGAUUAAGCCGAUUCAAUCAAAGGGAUGGUAACCGGAUUAUCUACGAUGCCGAUUAUGACUAUUAUGAGAAUCUCAUGCAUCAAUAUCUAGACGGCGAUCGCGAUGGUCCUGGUUACAGACCGGAUCCCUUGGGACAGGACACAAACUUUGGACGACCCUCUUUAGGAAGACCCGGAUACCCGGACGAUUACGACAAAGGAUAUUCUACCAGCGUCAAACCGGAUCGUUAUCCAGAUCGUUAUCCAGAUCGUUAUCCAGAUCGUAUACCAGAUCGUAUACCGGAUCGUUAUCCAGAUCGGUAUCCCGACCGUUAUCCAGCAGAUCGAUAUCCUGAUCGCCGUCCUUUAGACGAUAGAUAUCCGGAUAACAAAUAUCCUUUAAAUGAACCCGACAAUUAUCCUGAUCGCUAUCCUCUUGGUGAUCGAUAUCCCGAUCGUUAUCCCACAGGAGAUCGUUAUCCCACAGGAGAUCGUUAUCCCACAGGAGAUCGUUAUCCCACAGGAGAUCGUUAUCCCACAGGAGAUCGUUAUCCUACAGGAGAUCGUUAUCCUGUGGGAGAUCGCUAUCCUGAUCGUUAUCCAGUUAGCGACCGAUAUCCGGACAGAUAUCCCAUGUCUGAUCGAUAUCCUAUUAGAGGAGGAGAUCGUCGUCCUAAUGGCGUCAAUAGAUAUCCCGACGCCGGAACUCUGGGGAGAUAUCCUCCAAGUGACCGAUAUCCCGUGAGUGAUCGAUAUCCCUCGAAUGAUCGAUAUCCCGCGAAUGACCGAUAUCCCGCGAAUGACCGAUAUCCUACUGUAAUACACGGGGUUCGUGUAAUUCCAAGUCGAUAUCCUGAUAUGAUUGAUCGAUAUCCUAAUACAAUAGAUCGGUAUCCUUAUCCAGAAGACCAUGUGGACCGAUAUCCUAUGGGAUUAGGUGGUGAUCGAUAUCCAGCUAGUGGAAGAUAUCCAGACAAGGAUCCUUAUGCUAGUCGCAGGUAUCCACCACCAGGAAUGUACUCGCCCGGAUUUGUCGACGAUGUUCGUGGUCCUCAGAGUGGUCCCGAGCCAAGACCUCAUUAUGGUGGUGGGCCGUACGGUCCAAUGCGACUAGGAGGAUACGGAGGAUAUGACGACGGCGGUAUUGUUGGUGGCGGAUACAUAGGUGAAGGCGGAGUCUACAACUCUCGUCCAUUUGGAACUGCUGGUGGGCCCAUCGCAGGCAGACCCAUCAUAGGCAGGCCUCCGUUAGUGUCUAGAUGCGACGAACAGGACAAUUUCAGGCAAGUUGGAUCUCGUACCAGAGUACGGAAGCCAUUCGUUAGACGGUACACCACUGCCUCGUCGUUGGCUCAGUGCGAGAGGGAAUGUGCCGAUGCUAGAGACUUCGUUUGCAGGUCCUUCAAUUACCGACCGUACACUGCGCCUUACGGGGCCGAGAGGGACAAUUGCGAACUCAGCGAUAGGGACUCCAGGGACAUGGACAUGGGCAAUCCGGUUUAUUACGACACGGGUUCGGAUUACGACUUUUACGAGAGGAACAACGGUCGCCAGGGUGCGGACGGGGAAUGUCUGGACGUGAGUCAAGUCUGCAGCGAGGAUGGGAUGGAAUUUACUCUGAGGACGCCGGAGGGAUUCAUUGGGCGAAUUUACACGUACGGAUACUAUGACCGAUGCUUCUUCCGCGGAAACGGCAGGACCGUGAACAAACUCCGUAUUAGCGGACCUCAGGGAUAUCCCGAAUGUGGCACACAGCGAUACGGCGAUACGAUGACAAACAUCGUGGUGGUGCAAUUUUCGGACUACGUGCAAACCGGGCGAGACAAACGAUUCAAUCUAACAUGCAUGUUUCGAGGACCUGACGAAGCUGUCGUCACAUCCGGUUACAUCGGUGCCGGGUAUGCCAGAUCAGGGUCCCCCAUCCCUAUCGAAUAUCUCCCAGCGGAAAAUACUCUGAGCUCCAGAGUGCGCUUGCUGAUUCUCUACCAGGGUAGACCCACGACAACCAUCGCCGUUGGCGAUCCUCUCACUUUUAGACUUGAAGCUCAAGAUGGGUACAAUUACGUAACGGAUAUAUUUGCUACUAAUGUUAUUGCAAGAGAUCCUUACUCUGGUAAAAGUGUUCAACUGAUCGACAGAUAUGGCUGUCCAGUGGACAACUACGUGUUUCCUGGUUUGGACCGUCUCCGUGAUGGCGAUAGCCUCGAGGCCCGCUUCAACGCCUUCAAAAUACCCGAAUCAAAUUUCCUGGUGUUCGAGGCGAAUGUACGAACGUGCCGCGAUGGCUGCCAGCCAGCGUAUUGCAGUGGUACCGGUAGAAGCGAACCAUCCUUUGGCAGACGGCGAAGGGACGUAAAUAACGAUACAGCGACGGACGAGGAUGAGACAUCGCCGAUAAUAGUAACGAAUGAUGACUUUAACAAUGCGUCAACGAUUUUCAACGCGACCGAUGCUGCGAGCGAUGAACUAGACAACGAAGAGGAGGAAGAGCAUGUCAGAGAAAUGAUAGAGGUUCUCGACUCAAGAAUGAACAUUGAAGAAGAUAAUAUCAUCGAGAAGCAAACUAAGGCUAGUAAAUUACUCUUGGAAAAUAUUUGUAUAACGCAAAACGAAUACUACGGCUUGGUUACCGCAGUAGGCAUCCUCGUGGUGCUCUUGGCCUCUGUUGUUCUCUUGUCUAUGCUUGUUUACAGAAAAUACGUUUAUUCCGUGAUUAUGAAAAAUCGUAGACUCGACAAAACCUGCAGUCGCAGCAACCAUUCCGAUGAGCCUUACAGCAGUCGAAUCAACAACUUUUCUUUUAUGAGGACAGGUCUUCAGAAACCGUUCCAAGCGUCAUCGAUCUCGAGAUCAAUGAGCAAUGCUAUUAGCCAACGUCUUGCCUCAUCGUCCACUCUGGAGGGUGCUGUGGGAUUAUCCACCGGUCGACGUGGCGGUUUCGAUCCGAGCGAGCCAAUCUAUACCGAUCCUUCGCUUUUUGAGGUCACUCAUUGCUCGAACACUUCAAAAUCGGCUCUCGGCGACAACUUUCAUCUUAUGUAGAAGAAAUACGUGAGAAGAUCGAUCCUGAAAUUACAUAACGCGAACGAUUCCCGCUUUAUUUAUUUACUUUAAUAAGAGUAUACGAAACUGACUAACGACAAUUAAUCCGUGACAAAUCAAUUCACGAUCUAUUCUGUCACUAGUCAAUAAUUCACUGCCAAUCCCCCAUAAAGAUUC
Messenger RNA from Atta colombica, 4419 nucleotides. RefSeq lists its product as uncharacterized. NCBI's taxonomy places the organism in Eukaryota, Metazoa, Arthropoda, Insecta, Hymenoptera, Formicidae. The record is from RefSeq and is a predicted model, not a curated record. The transcript has 19 exons. Bases 1 to 4242 code for a protein of 1413 amino acids.